Messenger RNA from Seriola aureovittata, 2510 nucleotides. RefSeq names its product ubiquitin carboxyl-terminal hydrolase 37-like. Gene Ontology annotation, cellular component: nucleus; cytosol. Gene Ontology annotation, biological process: G1/S transition of mitotic cell cycle; protein deubiquitination. The coding region runs from base 1 to 1377 and encodes 458 amino acids. Lineage: Eukaryota; Metazoa; Chordata; Actinopteri; Carangiformes; Carangidae. The transcript has 15 exons. Gene Ontology annotation, molecular function: cysteine-type deubiquitinase activity; cysteine-type endopeptidase activity. The record is from RefSeq and is a predicted model, not a curated record.
AUGGGGAAGGAAUCAACAGCAGUUAUAGAUGUGGCAGAUGAGCUCAAGCAGCUCAACAGCUCUCAGAGCAGUGCCACUGCCAUCGACGCAGUCACCAAGAAGAAAGAUGAAAGGCAACCGUGGAGGUAUCGACUCUUCGGGCGCCCCUUGAAAAAGGAAAAUCUUCCUAAAGACAACAAGCAAAGCGUCACCACCUCAGAUGGCAAAAAAUCUAAGGAGGUGAAGAAGCCACGUUGGUGGAUGUUUUGGAAGAAGAGAUGUAAGGUUGGACCCAUCCCUGAAGAACAAAAGCCGAAGGAGGAGUGCCACUCCAAACCUAAAACACCUAAACACCACACCAAGAAGGAGGAACAGCCAAAACAGAACAAUGUUCCUAAAGACCAACUUAAGAGAAAGAAGGAAGUUACAGUGGCCCCCAUUAAGACCCCCAGAUAUAAGCAGAUGAGCUGUCUUGGGUUUCCCAACCCAGUGCAGAUCUGCUAUAUGAACUCCUGCCUGCAGAGCCUCCUGACACUGGUAUGCUUUAUCAGAGACAUUAGUCAACAGCAGCAGGUUUGGAGUCUGAGCCCAAACGCAUCAAUCAUAAGAUCAUUAAUAGAUAUCAAAGAGUCCCAUUUCUCCAGUAAUGCUCGUCAAAAACUCUGCGUUCUUGCUGCAUUCAAGAAGGUGGUGUCGCUUAGGGACAGUGAAUUUGAAGAUCUUACUCAGAAAGAUGCUCAUGAGUUCCUCACGUCCGUGCUGCACCAGAUCAGGUCCUUGGGCCAAGAGCUGCAGGUGCUGGCUGCCAGCAAUGGCACGACCUACAGCUGUCCGGUGGAGAAUAACAUGGUGUUUAAAAUGCUAAACACCAGGAAGUGCAAGAGUUGCGGAACAGGAUCUGCUAGAGAGGAGGAUUUCACAAACUUAUCCUUGGACAUGAUACCCGGAGGAGGAACAGUACAUGAAAUGAUCGAAGAUUACCAGAAGGAAACGGAGUUGGAGUAUUUAUGCAAGUGCGGUGGUACCGUGUCAGGCCAGCAAUCAUCAUUCAUCAAUCUGCCAAGAGUGCUCGUCUUACACGUGAAGCGCUUCAAGUAUUCUCCAACAUACCAGCUUAUAAAAGACCAUGACCCCAUCGUCCUUUCCAGAGAAGUUGUGGUGUCAUCCAAGAAGGGUGGUGGCUGCUACAGUUUGGUUAGCACCGUCAACCAUAUCGGCCCCACAGCAACAACAGGACACUACAUCUGUGACGGGGUGGAUCCAGAUGUCGGCCAGAGAGACCCGACUGAUCGGUGGUUCACCUACAAUGAUGCAGUGGUCACUGAGACAAGUGGUGCCUCUGUCUGUGACCACCGGCAAAGAACUUCCUAUAUCCUGUUUUACCAAAGACAGGAAUAGACGGCGGGACGCUCCUCCAGAAGACUGGACACCAUCAUCAGUCAUCUUGAUCCCUGAAACAACAAGUCCACAGAACAACAUCCACGGAAUGAGCCGUGGAAAGGUAGGUGGCUAAUUUCUCUGCCUCUCAUUUCAGAGUUUGGGUGAAGAUGGAUGACUGAGAUGGAGAGAUCAGACCAGUACACCCAGAGAGAAAGAUGGAUGAAGACCACAUCCUUGGGCAGAUGGAUGAUGAGCAUGUCCUGUUGCCAGGAGGAGCGGAAAGAUCGCCAGCCCUCAGGAGGACGGGCCCCCCCCAGAGAGCCAGGAUCCUCCCAAGGUUUCUUCCUUUUACAGGAAGUUUUUCCUUGCCACAGUCGCCACAAAUCACAGCUCUUGUGAGCAGUGAUCCAAAUUCUAAUUGGCUUUAAAUUGGAUUUCAAUUCCAUGGCUCGCUCUCUGGGGAAGAACAAAUUUGGUAGAUUACAUAGCUUCUAUUUCUAUAUUAUCUUCUAGGAGAUAGAAGUUAGCAUACUAACCAGCUUGCCCCGGUCUGGCUGGAUUGUUACGUCACUUUCCGGUACCAAGUCACUGUAAUGUCCAGUCUAACAUGAAGAAGUAGCGUCACUCAGACGGCGUAUUAUAACCUCUUUUCUUAAAUCCAAUCUUGGCUGAAGCUCUUGGCAAGACUGGUAAGUACAGCUGUUAAUGCUAACGUGGGCUAUUUAGUAAUUGCAAAACUUGCAAGGCAUAGAAUACAGUAGCUAGUAGGCAAGUUUGAAUAGUUGUGCUUUGAGGUGGGAUUUGAAACCAGGAAGACAAAUAAUAUUACAGAUUCCUUGUGGUUCCAGAGUUGAGGGGCAACACAGCUGAAGCCUUUAACCCCAUGGCAGUGAGACAGGCAGGAGGUUGCAAGACUUUUUUUUUAAAGUUAUUUAUUUGGGCAGUUUUUUGCCUUUAUUCGGAUAGGGACAGUGAGAGUGUGACAGGAAAGGUGGGGAGAGAGGGGGGAUAACAUGCAGCAAAGGGCCACAGGUCCUUUGCUGCAUGUCAGCAAAUGGUCCCUGCAGUAAGGACUGAGCCUAAGUGGUACAUGCUCUACCAGGUGAGCCCCCAGGAAGCCCCAGUAGGUUGCAAAACUUCAUAUGUUUUAA